GAGAGAGGAGGAGGAGAGACUGACGGACUGGCAUGAAUUCCUCAGCGCUCCUCAAAUUUCUUGAAAUCACGGACCUCCUGCUCGCCUCCGUCCCGACAAAAAUUCAGACCAGCUCCCUUCCUCCUCCGAGCACACACCCGAGCCCAGCAGCUUUUACAAAAAUGAUGUUGCGAAGUGUCGCUGUGCUGCUUCUGCUGGCAGUGGCUCUCUCUAACGCUGAGGAGCUGCAGAGCAAGAGCAAAGUGUGUGCCAAUGUGUUCUGUGGGGCUGGCAGAGAGUGUGCUGUUACAGAGAAAGGAGAGCCCAGCUGUCUGUGCAUAGAGAGCUGUAAGCCCCACAAGAGGUCAGUGUGUGGCAGCAAUAGUAAGACCUACAGGAAUCACUGUGAGCUCCACAGAGAUGCUUGUCUGACUGGCUUGAAGAUCCAGGUGGCCCACGAUGGACACUGCCAUGAGAAGAAAGCAGAACAGGCAGCAGCCAGCCCAGUGGUUUGCUAUGCUGCUGACCGCAAUGAGCUGAGGAGUCGUGUGAUCCAGUGGCUGCAGACUGAGGUUGUCCCAGACGGCUGGUUUGUCAAGGGAUCCAACUUCUCUGACAUCCUGCUCAAGUACUUCAAGUCGUACGACAAUGGUGAUUCUCAGCUGGACUCCUCAGAGCUGCUCAAAUUCAUCGGACAAAAUGACUCGGUUGUGGAGUUGCAGUCCUACACAGACCAGGAGAGCAACAAGCUGCUCAGGAGCCUGUGUGUUGAUGCCCUCAUUGAGCUUUCUGAUGAGAACGCCGACUGGAAGCUGAGCUUUGAUGAGUUCCUCAACUGCCUGAAGCCUGGUUUCAAUCCACCAGAGAAGAAAUGUGCCUUGGAGGAUGAGACAUAUGAGGACGGAGCAGAGACUCAGGUCGAGUGUAACCGAUGUGUUUGUGCAUGUGGAAACUGGGUCUGCACUGCUAUGACCUGCACUGACAAAACGGCAGCUGUGGAUGAGUCUUUAGAUGCUGGGGCAGAGAUGACGGAGGAGGAGUGGAACCUCCGUGUGGCUGAGCUAAACAAGCACCAGGAAACCGUUGAGAAGAUGAAGGCCAACACAAAGGAGGCCUAAAUAAGGACACAAUGGAAGAGAGGAUUGGCGUCAUCACUCGUUCUCCAUACGUGAUUUAUCUAGCGGCCAUGAGUUGUUAUGAGACUGACUUUUUCAUGUUUCUCUGCUCUGUUAAUUAUUAUACAUUUUUUACAAGGUUAAAGUGUUUGUGUUGAUGUUUGUUAGAUUCGGGGGCUAUCAAAGAGUAUUAUAGGAUUCCCCUGUGUUCAGUACUGUCAUAUUUUAUUGUAUUACUGCGCCUCUUGUAUUUUUACUACAAUCCUUAUAUUUUUACAGUUAUUCUGAAAAAGAAAAAACCUGUCAAGUUGUCACUGUUUGGGAGUCAUUGUUUGAGAAGGUAGUGAUAAAAGGAGCUUUUCAGAAUCCACCUGUUGAAAUGAGGGAGCUGUCGGAGUAAAGAGAUAACUAACUACUUGACACUUGGUGCAGCAUGUUUCUCCUCACCCUCGUAGGUUUUACGAUCAGCAGCUUGGUUAAAGAAGCUGGGAUAUGAGGGCAAAGCUACUAGUGAUUUUGAUUUUGUUGCCAUUUAGAACGACCACAGUAAGACACUACUUGACCAAUGCACUUCUCUUUCUUUCUCUCUCGCUUUCUUAGGCUUUAGUUUAGCACAAGCCUGAAAUUUGUUUGUAUCCUACUGCUUAAGUUUAAAAUAGUUUGCUUCUAUGUAUAGUAUCGGCUUGAGUUGGAACUCAUCUUGUUUCCAUGUUAUGCUCAGGCAAGUCUCUAUGGUGCUUUUCGGUUAAACAUUUGUGUCUGUGUCUUACGUUUCUGAGACAAAGACCUCGUGGUCCGGCUAUCAGUGUGGAGCAGCACAACUGCACCCAGGUGAGACCAGGUCUUUGAAUAUAGCAUGAUGAAAACUGAAACCAAAGUUUUGAUGAAAUGUUUGAAUAAUGUACAACAUUCUCCAGGUACAACAUUACUCUGGACCCAGCAACAACACUAUACCUGUGCUUUUCAAAAUCACUCUAACAGAAGGAUUAGCCUCAGCUAAAGUAGCUUAGAUGCAUCAAUAACUGAGUGCAUAUAAAUUGUGUGUCUGUGUGUGCGUGUGUAUGUGCACGUGUGUCUGUGUGCUAUUAAAAUGUGAUGCUGAGAGUAGUUUGGUUUGUGAAAUGUUUAUUUGUUCAAAUCCUGUGUCUAAAUUGGGAGGAUUGACAAUAAAAAUGAGUGCCUUAGACCUGCAAAAAGUAUGGUUUCUACCUUUGCCUGCACGGAGGCUUUUAUGCCACGUUGCAUAGAAAGAAUAAGUGUGCUUUGAUGAAGUUUAGCAGUAAACUAGUGCUUUGUAACUCCAUCCUUGAUAAAUGUCUGUGUGAAAGUUGCAUUAUUAGGGUCAAGCUAAAUUUUUAUAUUCCACUAAAAGUGCAGAGACUGUAAGGAAUUUGUAUGUAUGCCAAUAAAGCCCAAUACACCACAACA
Messenger RNA from Cottoperca gobio, 2522 nucleotides. RefSeq names its product follistatin-like 1b (gene fstl1b). The record is from RefSeq and is a predicted model, not a curated record. The transcript is spliced from 11 exons. NCBI's taxonomy places the organism in Eukaryota, Metazoa, Chordata, Actinopteri, Perciformes, Bovichtidae. The coding region runs from base 33 to 1097 and encodes 354 amino acids. Gene Ontology annotation, cellular component: extracellular region. Gene Ontology annotation, molecular function: protein binding; calcium ion binding. Gene Ontology annotation, biological process: regulation of BMP signaling pathway; multicellular organism development; cell differentiation.